Molecule: messenger RNA, 821 nt
Organism: Cucumis sativus (cucumber)
Lineage: Eukaryota; Viridiplantae; Streptophyta; Magnoliopsida; Cucurbitales; Cucurbitaceae
Exons: 4
Coding region: 128-565 (145 amino acids)
Source: RefSeq, a predicted model, not a curated record
AUCCUAAAAUAUUACAUUUUAUUUCUAACAUUUUUUAAAAAUAAAUUAAGAAUGAGAUGAAUUUCUUCAAUAUAUAAGCUCGAAGAUCUCCGACGAAGCAUCGAAAUCGGUGGAGUACUCAAGGAAAAUGGCAUUUCCGGUGGCGAAAGCAGCGUCUCUUGCUCACAUAGCUAGAGAAUCGUCAAAUAUUCAUCGUCUUUCUCAAUUCUACAAAGAGAUGUUUGGAUUCGAAGAAAUCGAGAGUCCAGAUUUCGGUGAACUCAAGGUCAUUUGGUUAAACCUUCCUUCUGCCUUUCAACUUCACCUCAUCCAAAGAGACCCUAAUUCCAAGCUUCCCGAAGGUCCAUGGAGCGCCACGUCACCCGUUGCUGACCCUAGCCAUCUUCCUCGAGGUCACCACAUCUGUUUCUCGGUUCCCAUUUCCAAUUUCGACUCUGUCGUUCAUGCUCUCAAGGAAAAGGGCAUCCAGACUUUUGAGAAGACCCUUCCAAAUGGGAAGGUAAAGCAAGUCUUCUUCUUUGAUCCGGAUGGUAAUGGAUUGGAGAUUGCAAGUCGGGAAGAUUGAGUAAGAUCUAGCCUACAUACUGUAAUCAAAUGUAAUAUAAUGUACGGUUUUAAAUGGGGGUUUCGUAGCAGAGCCUUGUUCGACAAACUUAUAAUCAACGUGAAUAACCGUAUAUUUUAUUACUUAAUCUUCUCAUUCUUCCCUCUCCCACUUCUCAUCUAAAGUGUUUGUUGAAAUUGAUAGAUAGACUUGUGUUUGAACAAUGGGAAUGUGAGGAAUUGAUAUAAUAAAUGGAUGAAAUUGGUGUCUGACUGAA